Grus americana (Whooping crane) is the source of this 2051-nucleotide messenger RNA. RefSeq names its product solute carrier family 66 member 1 (gene SLC66A1). The transcript is spliced from 8 exons. The record is from RefSeq and is a predicted model, not a curated record. NCBI's taxonomy places the organism in Eukaryota, Metazoa, Chordata, Aves, Gruiformes, Gruidae. Bases 541 to 1479 code for a protein of 312 amino acids.
CCCCGCCCGCCGGGACAAGGUCCAAGCGCGCAUGCGCCGGGGAGCGGCGCCGGCUCCGUCCCGGCGGGAGCGGUCAGAUCCCUCCCUCCCCUCAAAAAAAAUUAGGCAGUUUUGCGUAAAAAACAGCAAGUUUCCUAAAAAUUAGGUUGGAAAAAAAACCCAGGGAGUUUCGGAAAAAGCGCUAGGUUUACAAAAAUCCUCGUAAUUUCGCCCCCGAGGCAGCAGGUUCGUAAAGAAUCCCAGCAACUCCCCGAAAAAGCAGCGAGAAAACCAGCGAGUUUGGGGGGGAAAAAAAGCAGCAGGUUUGUGAAGGAAACCUGGCAAGUUCCGAAGAAACAGCGGAUUUGCAAAAAAGGAAAAAAAAAAAAAAGCAAACCACCCCACAAACACCCAAGUUUCCCCAAAAAAAGCAGCCGGAUUCCAAAGAAAAACCAGCCCGAUUCCUGAGGUUAUUGCAUUUUCCCCAGCGUUAUCCCAACAGUUUUGUUGCCGGAUGCCAAUAAACGUCCGUCGGCGGAGCUGAGCUGAGCACCGGGGGCCAUGGAUGCGCGGCGCUGGAGGGGCGUCCCACCCGGGAAUCUUUCCGACUGUCCCAACGGCUCCCGCUGGGUGAUGGAUGUGUUCAACGAAUGCGCCCAGGAUGGCCGGGACAUCGCCAGCGUCGUCCUGGGGUUGGUUUCCAUCUUCUGCUUUGCCGCCGCGUCUUUUCCGCAGUUUUACCAAGCCUGCAAAACCGGCAUCAUGGACCAGGCUCUCUCCAUCUAUUUCCUGCUGGGAUGGCUGGGCGGAGACCUCCUAAACCUCAUCGGUUCCUUCCUGGCCGAUCAGUUGCCGCUGCAGAUUUACACGGCCGUUUACUACGUGCUCGCAGACCUGGUGAUGCUGUCUCUCUACUGCUACUACAAAGUGAAGAACAGGAGCGGAGGAAUCGUCACCCCAAUCAACGCGGCCUUCGUCUUCCUUUCCCUGGGGAUGGUGUCGGCCGUCUCCUUCCUGGGCAGAGGUGCUGCCAUGGCGCAGGACCUGGUGACGUUUAAAGGGAGGUCUCUGCUGUCCACUCGUGUGGAUGAGCUGGGGUCGAAGCCCCCCCUUGCCUUGCAGCCUUUCACCAGGAGUGAGAUCAUCGGCUUCACCAUCGGCUCCAUCUCCUCCGUGCUGUACCUGUGCUCCCGGGUCCCCCAGAUCUACACUAACUACAAGAGGAAAUCCACCAUCGGGGUCUCCUACUCCCUCUUUGCCCUGGUGAUGCUGGGGAACUCGCUCUACGGCCUCAGCGUCCUCCUGAAGAACCCCGAGCCGGGACAAGGUGAAGGCGACUACGUCCUGCACCACCUCCCCUGGCUGGUGGGCAGCCUGGGCGUCCUUUCCCUCGACGUGGUUAUCUCCUUCCAGUUCCUCGCUUAUUGGAGAGGAAAACCCGGUACCUGUGAGGAGAGGGAUGCUCUUCUUGGUGAGCAGGGUGACAGCCUGGAGAGCUGAUGAAGGGACCUGCCCCGGAGCGAGAAGAGGAUGAUGCAGACGGGAAAGCUGGCCUGAAGGCCGGGCAAACUGUCCCCUCCAUCCUGGUGGCUUUGGGAGAAGAAGACCUGAGCCAGCGGGUGACAUGUGCUGCUAGGACGCUAAGCCCAACCAGGUGGCAGAGGCUGCUGCUGAGAGACCUCGUGCCUCUUUGAUACCAAUGAUGCUAUCGGGAUAAACAGGGAAUUAUUUGAUACCUCAAAAGGUCGCUCUUUGCUGCUCUUACCCCCCGCACUUCUGCCGUACCCGCUGUCUCAAGGGUGGUCUGGGGUUUCCCCGGUACCGGCAGAGGUGGGAAGAGCCUGGGGGGCUGCAGGGAGGGGACAGAGGUGACCGACCUGUCAGGAACAGGAGCCCCCCUCGCCUCUGUGGGCCCCGCGGCUCCACCACUGAGCUCUUCUGCAAGACGUGGCAGGGACUGGACCCGGCUCAGGAGGAAGAAGGGAAGGAGCGGCGUAACCAAAGCGUGUCGGGCCACACGGUCCUAUUUUAAUUAGCACGGUCAUGCGUGUAUAAAACAAGUCCUUGCCCCA